AUGGCGGCGUUAAGCGCUGUUUUCGUGUUGCAUCCUGCAGCUCAGCCAGCUUUGCUUCGGCAUUCUUUGCAAUGUAGGGCCAUAUCUUUGGGACAGCAGCGGAGAGAAGAGGAGUGGAGGGCAGUUCUCAACCCUGAACAGACUCUGCGAAUCAAGAGAACAGGAACAGGAAAGCACAAUGAGGAUGGAGUGCACAACUGUGCUGGCUGCGGAACACCGUUAUACAAGUCCACCACUGACUCCGAUUGCAUCUACGAGGGGCUUCCUGGUGCCAUUAACAGAACGGUGGACGCUGAAGGACACAGGAUCGAAAUAACAUGUGCAGCCUGUGGUCGGCACCUCGGCCACGUCUUCAACGGCGAAGGCUUUCCUACACCGACUGACAGCAUUUGCCUGAAGGUUACGCCCGGAUACGAGUCAGCGGAACUCUUCCCAUCCAAUGAUGCCGUCAGGAUCGUGCUGCAGCAUGUGCUCGAGGAAGCGGAGUUAUCCAUGUUUACUGAAGAUGACCUCUCAAGGAUGGCAAGGGCUGGUUUUGUUACAGUCCACGCGUUGAAGGUGGCGGCUGAAAUUCCUUCGUUCCUGGAACGCACCCUCCCAGGACGUUAUGCGCUUCAGGCUUUCAUUGUUCGUGCUUUCAAAGCUGAAACAUCACGAGAUGGCGACCAGGCCCUAUCAUCAUACACCCAUCGUAGAGUAUUUGGUGUUGGGCACGCCGUGACUCCUGCAAAUCAUUACUUCGUGCAGCCUGACGUUGACAAGAUUGUAGCCGAUCUGGAAGUAGGGAGGUACUGUGUGCUGCUGGGUCCGAGGCAGAGCGGUAAAUCGACUGUAGCCCGGGCUAUCAUGCGGCAGCUCAAGAGUGCAGGCGUUGUGUGGCCAGUUUAUCUGGGUGGACUAGCAGAUGCAAACAUCAACUGGACAACGUCAGACCUGUGGAGUACACUCAUUCGCUACCUGAAGCUGGCUUGUCCUCAGCACUUCCAGGACGCUGCCGGUUCAGAUUCAUUGGCUUUCAUGUCGCUGUUCCACAAUGCAAGGUUGACGACUCCAAUUUGCCUACUUCUGGACGAAGCCGAUGCACUCCUCAACUUAUCUUCGGAGUGCCUGGACUCUUUCUUGUCAACGGUUCGUGAGCUAAAGCAGAGCUUCAACCUUCGAUCGUUCCUCUUGAUCGGAGUUGAGACAGUGAAGGACCUGAUUGACGCAAGAAGCUUGUUGGAGGGCUCCCUCCAGAAAGCAGCAGCAACAGGACAAGGGCCCCGUCCGUUUCCGCAGGAUUAUUCCGUGAUGACGACGGGCUUUGAGCUGCACGACAUUGUCGACUUGCUGGAACAGGUGAACAUGGAUUACAACGGUGCGGUUCAAGAUGUGGAGCAGAUUGCAGCCUCAAUACUGGAGCUUACUUGCGGCCACAAGGGACUUGUUGGCACGUGCUUGGCGUUCGUCCUGCGAUUGGAGUUGUUCAGCUACGUAAAGUGGUUGGAACGCGUGGAUUCUUAUGAGCUGGGGACUUACGUCUUUGAGCAGGACACCUACAGCAGGAUUGUAGACAGGUUCAAGAUCCGUGCUCGUACUCCUGAUGGCUACAAACUUCUACUUGGCUUCCUGGAGAAGGUGGAAAGGCGUUGUAACCUUCAUAAAGUCCGUGACUUGCUUGCAGAGGGUGUUUUGGCUGUGAAGCGGGUAAAUGCAGCUGGUGAUUACUAUGUGGGGAUCUCUUCCCCAUUGUUGCUGAUGGCCAUGUUGAGGGAGUGUGAAAUCAGGAGUGACAAGGUGCAGGGACCGCCCAGCCAGAGGAAGUUGGAUCACAAGUGGUUGAUCGUCCAGGUUGUCCAGACAAUGGACAUGAAAGCGUUGCAAAGGCUGGAGAGCAAGAACUCGGAUGGGCCAUCCGAGUAUGUUUACCAAUUUGCCUUUAUGUGUAGGCUCAAAGCAGUGUUGCGGCAAGCAUACCCACAACGUCACUUGGUCGUCCUUCCAGAGGUAAGGGAGAAACUUGGGGCGAAGAGACGGAAAUCUCAGAGGUGCCUUGACACGCUUGUAACGAAUGGUGGUGCAAAGUUUGGGUUUGAAUUUCAGGUGAAUGGUGACAAAAAGAGUCUGUCAGACCACCAUGAAAGGGCAAAGACUUACAACAAGCAGCACUCGGCUCAAGUCUUUAUGAUAAAUUUCUCCAUAGACAAGCAAGCUGAGGAACUGACGCCAGACAAUGGAGGAGUGAUGUUCGUUGGAGUUACUUUCGACACCAAGAGUGAGACUGUGGUGCUUUUGGGUAACUGCUUCAGGUCUCUGAACUCCGAGUUCCUAUCAACUCCUGUGACAGGGCAUGUUCGUCCUCUAUCCCCAACGGCUAGUGUUGGGGAAGUUGCUGUUCUCAUUGGGGAUUACAUGCAGCUUUUAGAUGCUACUAGUCAGAAGCUUUACAUGCUUGAUCGGUGGAUCCAUGGCUUGAGUCAGCUUACACCUUAUAGGAAGAUUGAUUUCAUCUUUUUCCAUCUUCCUGAUGGGAUGCCACUACCGCAGGUGGAUACUUUGUCACGGAAUGUGUUGUAG
Selaginella moellendorffii is the source of this 2556-nucleotide messenger RNA. RefSeq lists its product as uncharacterized. The coding region runs from base 1 to 2556 and encodes 851 amino acids. The transcript has 7 exons. NCBI's taxonomy places the organism in Eukaryota, Viridiplantae, Streptophyta, Lycopodiopsida, Selaginellales, Selaginellaceae. Gene Ontology annotation, biological process: response to oxidative stress; protein repair. The record is from RefSeq and is a predicted model, not a curated record. Gene Ontology annotation, molecular function: peptide-methionine (R)-S-oxide reductase activity; ATP hydrolysis activity.